AUACGGUCAAAUGCUGAAGGUGGCACAAGCUAGAUCCUAUAAAAUUAGGGAUCUGCCCUGUUUGGUUGCACGUUAGCAUAGACAAAAAGCUAUUGAGCUCCACGCUACAAAACCUAUUUAAUUGUACGGUUCUACGAAAAAAAAAGAAAAGAGAAUAUUCUCCUUCAAACUUAAUAAUGGAUAAUAAUGGAUCAGUGGAAUAAUGCAAUAAUUUUAAUAUAUUUUCCAUACACCAUUCAGGUUUAACAUUAACCCUUUGCACACGACAUGUCAAUUGGAGUGUAAUGAAUAUUUUUUUAUCGUCGCAUGGAACCACAUAUCUUUUUCCUUAAUACAUUAUAUGGCGUUUAUUAAGACAAAUUCAACAACCUUGUAUAUGAAGUCGUUUGCUAUUGUAAAAUGUUAUAAAUUCAUCAGUUUCUAAGGAAUCAAGCCGAAGUUGCUAGCUAUUAUUUAUUAAGUUACUCUGAAUGCUGUAAACAAAUAUCAAAUUUCUUAUCUCCCAUGAUGCUUCUCAAAUUGAUAAACAUUACUGAAUCGUAAAAACUCAUUUUAGCAGACAUACUUUAGUCGAAGAGUUGGGAUAGUAAACAUGUGUAUGACAUUUUAUUUUGUUUGGUGUUUUGUUUGUUCUCUAUCAAAUGGGACGUCACACAUUGAGAUUGGUUAAUUCGUUAAGCCGUAAAUGAAUAAAAACCGUCCAAAAUCGAGCUAUUUUCAAUUGUCAAUUAUUCAUAUAAAAUUGAGAACGCGAAGUUGAAACUUUGUGAAAAUAUAGUCUUUGUCAUUCUUAAAAAAUGGGCAAAAUUUUAUCCACAUAUGUUUAUUAGCUUUUGCAAAAAGCUAUUUGACAAUUAAAAAGGAGUCUUUAUUGCACAUUCGUCAUCCCCACUAUGGAGGAGAGGUUCCUCUUUUUAGCUGGGUUAAAUUCUGUCAGGAUAAGAUUCGGUAAUAUAAAGUACCGAGAACUGUUAGAUCCAGUACCGAGCAUUCAGAUUUCAGAAAAUCCUUUAGGACUUUAUGACUUUAUGAUAUUUUGUUAUCAAGGAAAUGAAUAAUUAUCGACUCCUAAUAAACGAAUUUUUAUUAUUACGAACAGUUAUACAUACAUAUGUAGAAGAAAAAGUUGUUUAGAAUCAUGCUUCAGCUUAAAAGCUGAAUAUCCACUGGCAAGCUAAGCCAAGGGCAUUUGUUUCAAUGUAUUUAUAUGAUAUAUUUAUAUGGAAUCGUUUCCAUUGACAAGCUAAACUGCCAGCUACUUGAAAAAUAGACUCCAUACAAAUACCAUUACUUAUGUCUACAUCUAUAUCUACGAAGUGCCUCGAAGGCCCAUUUAUCUCGAAUUAGCACAGGAUUGUUUCGUGAACAAUUUUUCGGAAACCUCACAGAGACUCACUUUCCGUAUCUCUGGUCCAUGCAAGCAUCGGCCAAUCGCCACACUGUUGUUCCUGCUUAUUAGUUAUCAAUUUAUAAACUUGUUACGAUUAACAAUUGAAACAGUGACGCGAGUAAUGUGACACGGUAGCGACUUUUUUUUCAAGAUAUAUAUCUCCUUCGAACAGGUAAGGCAAUGCUAAUGCAACAAUGAAACUUUAUUUUUGAUUUUUUGUUAAUAAAAAUUUCGUUGACACAUUAGUGAGACCUCUUUGAUCAAAAUGAGAUUAAACACGAUAUUGUUAUAAAUUUCUGUUAUGUUGUGCUUAUGAAUCUUCUUAGUUACUAUCUAGUAUUUGUCGCUGCACAAUAUCCAGUUACUUUCUACCAUCCUAUUAGGACAUAGGCUGGGAACUUAAGCCUUAGGUGUCAUUAUUUUUAACGUUAAGCAUAUAAACAGAAAACAGUCGCUGGAUACCUCGGAAGUGCCUCGAAAGGAGAGCUGUUGAUCCCCAAUUUUAUAAGUUCUUGUAUAUGUUAACAGCGUGUCACCUUCACUUGAUAAUAUCAGUAUUAUUACUCGACUGUGAUCGAAAAUUGACAUUUCGUUAAGAACAGUUUAUCUCUAUUGAACUUUUAAUUAUUACACAUUAUUACUUAUUAUAUAAUUAUUGCCGCAUGUUAAAAAGUAAAUAAUAUCAUAUUUUUAGUGAUUUAUAAGAAAGUUUGGCUUGCUUGCUCGUUGGUUUAAGUUGCUAUAUUCAAGUCACUUGUACUCGACUUCACAAAUUACGAAAAUGGCGGAAGUAAAAUCACGUCGCGUCGCACAAACAGAAGAUUUAUCAAACGUUGAGUUUGAAACAAGCGAAGAUGUGGAGGUUAUUCCAACGUUCGAUAAUAUGGGACUUAGAGAUGAGUUAUUACGUGGAAUAUACGCUUACGGUUUCGAAAAGCCGUCCGCGAUUCAACAGCGGUCUAUUAAACCGAUAAUGAAAGGACGAGAUGUGAUUGCACAAGCCCAGUCUGGUACAGGAAAAACGGCAACAUUUUCAAUUGCUAUACUACAAUCAUUGGACACACAAGUUAGAGAAACACAAGUAUUGGUGUUAUCACCUACAAGGGAAUUAGCAACUCAGAUACAGAAAGUUAUUCUGGCUUUAGGGGAUUUUAUGAAUGUUCAAUGUCAUGCUUGUAUAGGUGGUACAAAUCUUGGAGAAGAUAUCAGAAAAUUAGAUUAUGGACAGCAUGUUGUAUCAGGCACACCUGGCAGAGUAUUUGAUAUGAUAAAAAGAAGAGUUCUUAGAACUAGAGCCAUAAAAAUGUUAGUUCUUGAUGAAUCUGAUGAAAUGUUAAAUAAGGGUUUCAAGGAACAGAUUUAUGAUGUAUAUAGAUAUUUGCCACCUGCAACACAAGUUGUGUUGGUAUCUGCAACAUUGCCGCAUGAAAUUCUUGAAAUGACCAGUAAAUUUAUGACAGAUCCUAUUCGUAUUCUUGUAAAACGUGAUGAACUGACACUGGAGGGGAUAAAACAGUUCUUUGUCGCUGUUGAAAGAGAAGAAUGGAAAUUUGACACACUAUGUGAUUUAUAUGAUACACUGACAAUAACACAAGCAGUAAUCUUUUGUAAUACUAAACGUAAAGUAGAUUGGUUAACUGAAAAGAUGAGGGAGGCUAAUUUCACAGUUUGCUCCAUGCAUGGUGAUAUGCCACAGAAGGAAAGAGAUAACAUAAUGAAAGAAUUUCGAUCUGGUCAAAGUCGUGUUCUGAUUACUACUGAUGUGUGGGCACGAGGAAUAGACGUCCAGCAGGUAUCUCUUGUGAUCAAUUAUGAUUUGCCCAACAAUCGUGAGUUGUAUAUUCAUAGAAUAGGAAGAUCGGGACGUUUCGGAAGAAAAGGUGUUUCCAUCAAUUUCGUAAAAACCGACGACAUAAGGAUUCUUCGAGAUAUUGAACAAUAUUAUUCAACACAAAUUGAUGAGAUGCCUAUGAAUGUAGCAGACUUAAUAUAAUUUUAAUGUUCAGGACUUACUCUGAGAAUUUAACAGGAAAGAAUUAUUUUUACCUACGAAUAUAUCUGUAAAUUAUAUUUCCAAAGCGUUUGUUUGGAAACAGUCAUUCGAAAUUACACUACACAUCUACAAAACUAAGAUUUGUAAAGCUUAAAAGAAGUUUUAAUUAUCGCACCUACGUAUUUAAUUUCUAAACAUUCUGUGAAAAAAUGUAUCUACAAAUAAUUUUAUAGGACAUAAUAAAUUUCUGAUAAAAAUA
This is a messenger RNA of Bombus pyrosoma, 3642 nucleotides long. RefSeq names its product eukaryotic initiation factor 4A-III. The transcript is spliced from 6 exons. The record is from RefSeq and is a predicted model, not a curated record. Gene Ontology annotation, molecular function: ATP binding; RNA helicase activity; mRNA binding. Gene Ontology annotation, cellular component: catalytic step 2 spliceosome; nucleolus. The coding region runs from base 2172 to 3383 and encodes 403 amino acids. Lineage: Eukaryota; Metazoa; Arthropoda; Insecta; Hymenoptera; Apidae.